Messenger RNA from Orussus abietinus, 1857 nucleotides. RefSeq names its product centromere-associated protein E. The coding region runs from base 110 to 1651 and encodes 513 amino acids. The record is from RefSeq and is a predicted model, not a curated record. Gene Ontology annotation, cellular component: plasma membrane. The transcript has 9 exons. NCBI's taxonomy places the organism in Eukaryota, Metazoa, Arthropoda, Insecta, Hymenoptera, Orussidae.
GUUCAGCGGCCAGGACGGUGGGACGUCCACUCCAGGCUCCGGCUUCGCGUAGAAAGAGGGACCCUCUCACCCCGAAUCUGACAUAAACGACACCCCAGGGUUCCUCAGGAUGUGGUCGUCGGCGGUCGCGUUGCUCCUCCUGGGCCUCUGCACAGGACCUGGUGACUCCAGAGAGAUAACGCACGAGGACAUUAAGGACGCUAUGCUGAGCUUGGUGCACAUGAUGCGCGAGAACACGGAGAAGCUGGAAAGGCACGAGGCCAGGGAACGCCAGCUAGGGGAACAGAUGAGGAAGGCCAUCGCCCUGCUGACGAAGAAGGUGGCCACCGUCGACGGGCUGAAGACGCACCUGGUCAAGUUGGACGAGAGGAUCACGGGGAUCGAACAGCUCAUCUCCCAGAGGGACGAGCGGGAGCGAAUACAGAUGCAGAAGACGGCGGACGCGUUGGAGGACCUGGAGGGCCGCCUCGAGGGCUGGUUCACCGACAUCGAGAACAAGGUCUCGGAGGUGAACACUCGGUCCCCGACGACGCCCUCGCCGGAGCCGACCUCGGAGAGUCCCCCCGACCUGGUGGCCAAGCUGAACGACACCGAGGCGAGGAUCGGCGAGCACAUCGCGCGCCUGGAGUCGGGCCUUCACGUGGUUUCCGACAGGCUUAAGGACGCCGCCGACGUGCAGGACUCCAAAUUCGCAGACGUCGCCGCCGACGUGAGGCAGAUCGGAACAAAAGUAGUGGACAUGGAAGCGACCCUGCAGAGGGUGAGGGACCAGUUCCCCAGGGUGGACGUACCCCAGGACCAAUUGCCGGACCCGGUGGUCGAAGAACAGAGCAGGACGCUCACCAGGAUCAAGGAGCUGCUGGAGGACACGUCGGAUCGCAUCAGAGACUUGCCGAGGAUUGCAGAGGUCCAAUUGUUCCACAACGAGACACAGAUGACUCUGCAGGAGGCUAAGCAUGCUCUGGAGGAUAUCGUGACGAGAGGAGUGAACGGCAUCGAGAGCAAAGUCGCAGAAAAUAAGGAAGAGGCGAAGGACAACAUCGAAGCGUUAAGACUCGACUUGGCGAACAACGCGGAACGCGUUAAUCAGGAACUCCACGAUCUGGAAAAAGGCCAAUCGGUUAUGGUGUCCAUGGCGGACCAUGUCCUGGACACGAAGAAAAGAGUCGAAUACGGGGUCCACCAGAUACUUCUGGAAGUCGGGGACCUCGUUAAGGGACAAGGUGUUAAUAUUAAUAACACCUUGCAUUCCAAGAUCAACGGCAUGUCGGAAGACAUCAUUGAUAACCAGAACGGAGCGGUCGCGAAUCUGACGACCAAAAUGGAGCAGGAGAUGAAUCAAGUCUGGCGGCAGAUAAAUGUCAUGUACCAACAAAUGGUGGAAAGUGCCAAGACGUUGGAUAAGCUCCACAAACAGAACGAAGACUUCGUGAACGGAACCACCACUACGAUGGACGGCAUGGAGAACAAGGUGGGAGAGAUCACAAAGAGGAUGUCCGAGGUCGACGAGAAUCUCAACUACCUUCUGGGCAGGCUGUCUUUGGUGACGCAGGAGUUCAACCAGAUAAAGACGGGAUUAGGCGCAGCUUUGGACAACAUCAAAGCAUCCUUCAAGGAACUUACCUUGGGCGAGAAGGCCAACUUAAUCUGAGGACCGCCAGAAACUUGAAGUUUAUGCCAAAGUUCGGCCGAUAUGCCGAUAUCGGAGGGUAUCGAUCGCGUUUUCGAUCCUCGGACCACUUAAGGUCCCAGGACGAAUCUGACGGCGAGAAUAGUGGGACGAUAUUAAGGUGAUGUGAAAAUGGCGUCGAAGAAGCUUCGUUUAUAAAGCUUUUCUUCCAAUUCGGUUUACCGAAU